AUGGGGAGGGCAGCUCCAGCCCUCCUGGUACUGCUCAGUCUGACAACGACUAUUUGUGAUGCUGAGGACACCUGCUCAGAGGUGAGAAUAGUGGGACUGGGUGAUGCUGACCGACUCGCCAUUCUCCAAGGAUGCCCAGGUAUCCCAGGUGUGUCUGGCCCAAAAGGAGAACCAGGUCUCCCAGGAAAAAAAGGAGAAAUGGGAGAUCAGGGAUUCCCCGGGAAAGCAGGACCACCUGGUGCAAAAGGAACAGCUGGAGAGCCUGGCUUCCCAGGACUGAAAGGAACAAAAGGAGAGCCUGGAUUUCCAGAAAUAUGGGAACCCAGGAAUUGCAAAGAACUGUUGGGCAAAGGGAAGAUCUUGAGUGGCUGGUACACCAUCUACCCCCAAGGCUGCAAUGCCACAGUUGUCUUCUGCGACAUGGACACAGAUGGUGGGGGAUGGAUUGUUUUCCAAAGGCGCUGGGACGGGUCAGUGAAAUUCUUACGAGACUGGGAUUCGUACAAACGAGGCUUUGGCAAUCAGCUGACAGAGUUCUGGAUGGGGAAUGACAACAUCCACUUCCUCACCUCGCUGGGACCCUGUGAACUCCGCGUUGACCUGAGAGACUUUGAGAACAACUACUAUUUUGCCAAGUACGCUUCGUUCAGAGUUUUGGGAGAGUCUGAGAAAUACAGACUAGUUCUAGGGGACUUCCUUGGUGGAAAUGCCGGAGACUCUUUAUCUUACCACAGGGACAUGCCAUUUUCAACAACAGAUCAGGACAAUGACAUGAGCUCCUUUAACUGUGCCACAGAAUACAAAGGAGCGUGGUGGUACAAUGACUGUCAUUACUCAAACCUGAAUGGGAUGUACUGGAUGGGUGUGCAUGGGAGCUACGCUGAUGGUAUCAACUGGAAGACGGGCAAAGAAUACCACUACUCCUACAAGCGAACAGAAAUGAAAUUCAGGCCAGUCUAA
Messenger RNA from Manacus vitellinus (golden-collared manakin), 960 nucleotides. RefSeq names its product ficolin-1-like. The transcript is spliced from 9 exons. The coding region runs from base 1 to 960 and encodes 319 amino acids. NCBI's taxonomy places the organism in Eukaryota, Metazoa, Chordata, Aves, Passeriformes, Pipridae. The record is from RefSeq and is a predicted model, not a curated record.